CCCGCAUUGCUGAACAAUGCACUCAGUUACUGCAAAUCUAUAACCAGCCCUGCGACUUCAUUAGUUAUGAUAUGCAAGUAGAAGAAAAGUUAGUUCCUAUUAAAAUUCGUUAUAAAAGUGAACACGUAGGCAUAGAUGAGACUCUAAUAAAGAAAUCCAGAGGGUACAACUGCACUUCUCGAAACAUUUGGACCCGUCAAUGUCAAACAGUGAAUAUUGAAAUUGCUUUCGAUGACUUUCAGAUAACAAAUAUUACUUACAAUCCCAAAUUCGAGAGUUUAGAACUUCUCAGUGUCCUUGGUGGCUACAUGGGAAUGUAUCUCGGUGUGUCCAUAGUGGCCGUGUAUGACUUCGCAGAGAUGAUUGCUUCUGCUGUUAACGCUAUACUAAAGAAGCGACGAGUGGAGAAGAAGAGAAAGAAAUUACCUAUAAGCAAAGUAAUUCACUCACGCAUCUCGGAGCUGAAAAUUUAGUUCGUCACAUUUGACUAUCGAGGAGAGUUGGAAGAAUUCAGUCACGCAGUUUACAGAAAAAUCAUUAUAACGAAUAACUUUAAUAUCCCUAAAGAUACAUACUAAACUAAUCUGAUUUCGUAGCAUAGUAAAAUUUCGAUCUAACGUUCCCGAAUGUAUAGUUUGCCUUUACUAAUCCAGAAUGAUGUUCUAUAUAAAUAAUGAAAUUUAUUCUCUCACCCAUGCUUGCUCGAACUGUUUUGCCCCAUUAGUCAUUCGUAAUUCCCUUUUCCUACGCAGCAUUUUCACGUAAGGGUCGUUUGAAUUCAAAGUACGGAUUGAGUUACCUUUUCUGCUUGAGCUAAAAUUCUAGUAACGAGGAAAUGAAGUAACACUUUACACGUGUUUUGAGCUUCGCAUCCGAGUUUUCCAGCUUUUUUUGUUGUAAGUUGCUGUAAGUUGCCCAUAUUCUUGAUAAGCAUACAAUAUUGACUUCCAGAAGAUAAUUCUUCUAGAAGACUCUAGAAGAUUAAUCUUCUGAUCUUGUGAAACAAAACAAAAAUCAGGAGAAAGGUUAUAAGAUCUUUCUCUUGUAUUCCACAUAAACUAAAUUAGAUCCUACAAUGAACGUGGCAAAUUCUCGCACAGGCAUGAGUAAGUUACCAGCACAGAAAAACAGGGAAAAAUAACCCUUUAUUUCAUUCAAAAUGAUUAACAGAAAGGCACGAUCUUUGUGCUUUUUAAUGGCACCGCCAACUUGCAGUGAAACUGAAAAGUAGAAAAUAAAUCAAUUCAAAUCUAAAGUAGAAUAGCGCAAGAUUGACACUUUAAGUUGCUAACUUGCUGUCUAACAGGUUGACUCAACAAAAAACUAACAGGCGGGAUGAUAAUUUGAAGUGGCCAAGAAGCUUACUAGCGUAUAGCAACGAAAAGUGCGCUUACUAGCGGAAACGUGCUCGGAAUAAACUCAGAGAUUCACUCGUUUAAAUACUCACUUAACUUCAGAUUUACAUCCUGGCGAGAAAAUGUGAGGGGAAGUUGAGAAGUUCAGGAAAGGUAUCAAAUUUAUGUUAAAUGCAAAAUAAGGGCAACGCUACAAAGUGUAUAAGACCCUUAUAUUUGAACACAAAGAAGUAACAAUGAUCCAACUUGGGUUUACAUAUGCCAGCACUUCUGACUUAACUUAAAUACGUAAUGUUAAACUAAAUUUUAUGUAAUAGUUUAGCCUAACAGCUCACAGGAUAAAGCAACGCUCAGGAAAGGCUCUGGUUUGUAGAAAACCGGUGAGACAAGACUAAUGGCUAGAAGCACUCAAUACCACAGAAUCAAAACGCCACUACGUCACGGUACAACGUGGCUUGAAGUAGGCAGAACACCUUCUAAAAUUAACUUGUGACACCUUCACUUAAAUAGCACUUCUUUCUCUCUCAGUCUGAAUAAACACUCGCUAUCUUAUUAACAUUCUGGUAUGAAAGUAUGGGUGAAAAGGGAGUGACAGAAAAAUAUUUGAAUUUAAAAUUAACUAUUAGUUCAAAAUAAAUAAAUCAAUUCUCACAAGUUUAUUUCUGUCAAUUUUCAUUAUUUUAUUCUUAUUAGUUUUCAGAGGGUUACAGAUGUGAAUUUAUAAAUAGUAUGGAAGACGAAUAUAAAUGAAUUUAUAAAUAGUAUGAGAAUGAAUAAGAGAUGGGGCUGAAUUUCACAGAGACUUACGAAGCUUUGCAAAACUUGCUGAAGUGAUGGAGAGGCUAAAAACAAUACAUCCUCGAAAAGCCCGAUUUCCAGUUGAGGAAAUAUUAAGCAAAAAACAAAACAGCUGUAAAAAGGCAUGACUUAAAAAAAAUAUAUCUUUAAUAUAAUAUAUUUAUAUUAAAAUUGAAAGUAAGAAAUGUUAUUUACUUACAAUAAGUUUCUCAUUUGCAGUAUGCAGUAUAGCUUCACGCCUAUAGUUGUUUUCCCGAUUCAUGGUUGUUUCUGUAGAGAAAUGCUUUAACUAUAGUGUAAAGCCAGAAAAAUGUUUACUACAGUGUGCUUUAUUCUAUUUCUUUUGAAAAUAUAGUCAUUCUGUUAAAAAAUUCAUUUUUAACAUGUAAAGUUUUCUAUAUGUAGCAUAAUACCAUAAAACUCAUCAAUUCGCAAUUUUUUGAAUUUAUAA
Molecule: messenger RNA, 2604 nt
Organism: Stegodyphus dumicola
Lineage: Eukaryota; Metazoa; Arthropoda; Arachnida; Araneae; Eresidae
Biological process (GO): sodium ion transmembrane transport
Cellular component (GO): plasma membrane
Molecular function (GO): ligand-gated sodium channel activity
Source: RefSeq, a predicted model, not a curated record